AUGCCUAUGGCCAAAGAAGUUCAGAAGUUCCCCGACCAGGCUCUGUGGAGAGUUUAUAAAUGUUCUACUCAUGUGUUCAUGAGUAUCUAUGAUCUGGGUCGUCAUUGUGAAGUUCUGAAUGCUUUUGCUCAACAAGGCAUUGUCCCGUCCUUGGCCACUUGUGAAACCCCACAGCUGGCAGGAGGAAGGGGUGCAACAGGGGAUAUGGGGCAUCCAACAUCCCUGAGAAGCUCUCUGGGUUCUGAUGAGAUCUGUCAGCUUCGAUUUCCUCAGGAGCUGCUCACUAUAGAUUCCCAGAAAUCCUGGAUUGAAGGAGUUUUCAGCAAGAGGGAAUGUAACAAAAUCAUACCCAGCUCGAAAGACCCUCACAGGUGUACUACAGGAUGCCAGGUGUGUCAGAAUUUAAUCAGGUGUUACUGUGGACGAUUAAUUAGAGACCAUCCUGGGAUAGAUUAUGCCUGGACCAUCUCAGCCACUGACGGUACUGAAAAUGAACAAUGGUCUGUUGAAAAGCACACAACAAAAAGCCCUACAGAUACCUUUGGCACAAUUAACUUCCAAGAUGGAGAGCAUACCCACCACUCCAAGUAUAUUAGAACAUCUUAUGACACAAAGUUGGAUCAUCUGUUACAUUUAAUGUUGAAAGAGUGGAAGAUGGAACUGCCAAAGCUGGUGAUCUCUGUCCAUGGGGGCAUCCAAAACUUUAAGAUGCCCUCCAAACUUAAAGAGAUCUUCAGCCAAGGUUUGGUCAAAGCUGCAGAGACAACAGGAGCAUGGAUAAUAACUGAAGGCAUUAAUACUGGUGUGUCCAAACAUGUUGGAGAUGCCCUGAAAGCCCAUUCCUCCCAGUCCUUGAGAAAGAUCUGGACAGUUGGAAUCCCUCCUUGGGGUGUCAUUGAGAACCGGAAAGAUCUUACGGGAAGAGAUGUGGUGUGCCUGUACCAGACUCUGGGCAACCCCCUCAGCAAACUAACCACACUCAACUGCAUGCACUCCCACUUCAUCCUUUCUGAUGACGGCACCGUGGGCAAGUAUGGAAAUGAGAUGAAGCUCAGGCGCAACCUGGAAAAGUACCUCUCUCUGCAGAAAAUACACAGCCGCUCAAGACAAGGCGUGCCCGUGGUGGGACUGGUGGUGGAAGGUGGUCCCAACGUCAUCCUUUCAGUGUGGGAGACUGUGAAAGACAAAGACCCAGUGGUGGUGUGUGAGGGCACAGGCCGGGCCGCUGACCUCCUGGCCUUCACCCACAAGCAUUUAGCAGACGAGGGGACCCUGCGCCCUCAGGUGAAGGAGGAGAUCAUCUGCAUGAUUCAGAACACUUUCAACUUUAGUCUUAAACAGUCUAAGCACCUUUUCCAAAUUCUAAUGGAGUGUAUGGUGCACAGGGAUUCUAUUAUCAUAUUUGAUGCUGAUUCUGAGGAGUCACAGGACCUCGAUUUAGCAAUCCUAACAGCUCUGCUAAAGUGCACAAAUUUAUCAGCAUCAGAACAAUUAAAUCUGGCAAUGGCUUGGGACAGGAUGGACAUUGCCAAGAAACAUAUCCUAAUUCAUGGACAACAUUGGAAGCCUGGCUCACUGGAACAAGCAAUGUUAGAUGCUUUAGUGAUGGAUCGGGUGGAUUUUGUGAAGCUCUUAAUAGAAUAUGGAGUGAACCUCCAUCGCUUUCUUACCAUCUCCCGACUGGAAGAGCUCUAUAAUACAAAACAAGGACCAACUAAUAUGCUCUUGCAUCAUCUUGUCCGAGAUGUAAAACAGCAUACCCUUCUCCCAGUCUACAGAAUAACAUUGAUUGACAUUGGACUGGUAAUAGAAUACCUCAUUGGUGGAGCAUAUCGCAGUAGCUACACUAGGAAAAAAUUCAGAGCCCUGUACAACAACCUCUACAGAAAACAUAAGCAAGUGACCACUUUUGCUCAAAGCCUUUCCCAGCCGCCUCUUCACCGGAGACACCGCUCAGGAAAUAGAAAUGAAUCUACAGAAAGCACACUGCAUUCCCAGUUCAUUAGAACUGCCCAGCCUUACAAAGUCAAGGAAAAGUCUGUAGCCCUUCAUAAGUCAAAGAAGAAGUCAAAAGAAGAACAAAAUAUAUCGGAUGACUCUGAGUCUACUGGCUUUAUUUAUCCUUACAAUGACCUGCUGGUGUGGGCUGUGCUCAUGAAAAGGCAGAAGAUGGCCAUGUUCUUCUGGCAGCACGGAGAGGAGGCCACGGUCAAGGCAGUGAUUGCUUGUAUACUCUACCGAGCAAUGGCCCGCGAAGCCAAGGAGAGCAACAUGGUGGAUGAUGCCUCAGAAGAGCUGAAAAAUUACUCAAAACAGUUUGGCCAGCUUGCCCUGGACGUGUUGGAGAAGGCGUUCAAACAGAAUGAAAGAAUGGCCAUGAAGCUGUUGACCUAUGAACUCAAGAACUGGAGCAAUGCUACCUGUUUGAAACUGGCUGUUUCUGGAGGAUUGAGGCCCUUUGUUUCACAUACUUGUACCCAAAUGCUACUGACGGAUAUGUGGAUGGGGCGUCUGAAAAUGAGGAAAAAUUCUUGGUUAAAGAUCAUCAUCAGUAUUCUCUUACCACCCACCAUUUUGACAUUGGAAUUCAAAAGCAAAGCAGAGAUGUCGCAUGUUCCCCAGGCCCAGGACUUCCAAUUUACGUGGCAUAACGGUGACCAGAACGCCAGCACUACCAAAGAAAGCGCUUGUCCGAAAGACUGUGAUUUAGAAAGGGGUCCUGAUGAGAAACCAGAUGAAAAUCAGCACUUUGACUCAAAGAGUGGACCCCAAAGCCUGCCCUGGACCAGGCGAGUCUACGAGUUCUACAAUGCUCCAAUUGUCAAGUUUUGGUUUUAUACGAUGGUGUAUUUGGCCUUCCUCAUGCUGUUUACUUACACUGUGCUGGUUGAGAUGCAGCCCCAGCCCAGCGUGCAAGAGUGGCUUGUUAUCAUUUACAUCUUCACAAACGCCAUAGAGAAAGUCAGGGAGGUCUGUAUUUCAGAACCUGAAAAGUUUACUCAAAAGGUGAAGGUAUGGAUUAGUGAGUACUGGAACCUAAUGGAAACUGUGGCUAUUGGCCUGUUUUCAGUGGGUUUUGGCCUUAGGUGGGGCGACCCUCCUUUCUACACAGCGGGAAGACUAAUAUACUCCCUCGACAUCAUAUUCUGGUUCUCACGGCUCCUGGAUUUCUUUGCUGUGAAUCAACAUGCAGGUCCCUAUGUGACCAUGAUUGCAAAAAUGGCAGCAAACAUGUUCUACAUUGUGAUCAUCAUGGCCAUAGUCCUGCUGAGCUUUGGAGUUGCACGCAAGGCCAUCCUUUCGCCCAGGGAGCCUCCUUCUUGGAGCCUCGCUCGAGAUAUUGUAUUUGAGCCCUACUGGAUGAUUUAUGGAGAGGUCUAUGCUUCAGAUAUCGAUGUUUGCUCAAGCAACCCCUCCUGCCCUCCUGGUUCUUUUCUUACUCCAUUCCUGCAAGCCGUCUACCUCUUCGUGCAAUAUAUCAUCAUGGUGAACCUGCUGAUUGCUUUCUUCAAUAAUGUUUACAUAGAAAUGAAGUCCAUUUCGAAUAAUCUGUGGAAAUAUAAUCGCUAUCGCUACAUCAUGACCUACCACGAGAAGCCGUGGCUGCCCCCACCUUUUAUCCUGCUGAGUCACAUUGGUCUCCUGCUUCGGCGUCUUUGCCAUCACCAAGCUCCAAAUGACCAAGAAGAGGGUGAUGUUGGAUUAAAACUCUACCUGAGUAAGGAGGAUCUGAAAAAACUUCAUGAUUUUGAAGAACAGUGUGUGGAAAAAUACUUCCAUGAGAAGAUGGAAGGUCUGAAUUGUAGCUGUGAGGAACGUAUCCGAGUGACAUCAGAAAGGGUUACAGAGAUGUACUUCCAACUGAAAGAAAUGAAUGAAAAGGUAUCUUUCAUAAAGGACUCCUUACUGUCUUUGGAUAGCCAGGUUGGACACCUGCAGGACCUUUCUGCCCUGACAGUGGAUACCUUAAAAGUCCUUUCUGCUGUUGACACCUUACAAGAGGAUAAGGCUCUCCUGGCCAAGAGAGAACACUCGCCCUGCAGGAAACUUCCCCACAGCUGGAGCAAUGUCAUCUGUGCUGAAGUUCUGGGCAGCAUAGAGGUCUCUGGGAAGAAGAAAUAUCAGUGUUAUAGCAUGCCCCCUUCUUUGCUGCGCAGCCUGGCCAGAGGCUGGCAUCCCACACACAUGCAGAAAGGACCCUUUCUUGAAAUUACAGAAAGAGAGACUUCAAAUGUAAGAGAUUACCAGGAAAAGCAAGAAGCAGAAACUAGUAUAGCUGCUUCUGGGGUAUCCCUGAAUAGGCAAGCACCCCCAAAGUAUGGCCAAUUUCUCCUGGUCCCUUCUUUUCUAGAGCAAAUUCCUUAUUCUGUAGACACCAACUUGCCUGUGUCCAGACCAUCUGUGGAAGCACAUCCAGAUGUGCUGGUGACUGAACAUGUCACCGAGAGUGAGGUCCCUGUUCACCUGACGUGGCAGACCCCGAGUGUCUCGGCCCAGGGCUCAGUGUUGGAAACCAAGGAGCGGUAUGAGUCACCUACUCAGGUACCGGCCAGACAUGACAAGGGAGAGCAAAUGGUCUCCACUUUGACUUGCACACCUGCACCCAAGAGAGUGACUUCCCUCCCUUCACAAGUCGAGAACAUGCAAACUGGAGGUGGAUAUGUGAACUGGGCAUUUUCAGAGGGCGAUGAGACUGGUGUGUUUAGCGUCAAGAAACAAUGGCAAACCAGCUUGGCCGCCACUUGUAACAGUGACUCCAAUCGGAAUGAGCAAUGCCAGAGGCAGAUGCGGGGCAGAUCGCUAUCUGAUAACUCAACAAGACUGGCCCAGAGGGAUUGCUCAGAGACGGGACCAUGGCCUCAGCUGAACACAUCCUUUCAGAUCAGUCCUCCUCGUAGGAAGAAACCCUUCAUUAGGAGUCAGAGUUUGAGAUUGCACAGGGAGGAGAAAUCGAAGACCUGUAAGAUUAAAAAUCUUUCACAGUUCUCAGAGAUAGGUCGGUCAAAAUGGAUCAAAGCUAAGAUGCUAACCAAUGACAAGAAAUUGUCACUGAAAAAGAAGAAAACAGAAGGACUACAGGUGCCAGUCAUAACAGUCAACACCUGCCCUCAAAGUGAUCAGUUAAACUCAGAGCCAGGAGAAAAGAAGAUCUCAGGAGAACAGGAGUGUUGGAAAGACUGGAUCCCAGUGUCCAGAUUGAGUCAGAUAAGUCUAGAACCUUACAUAUAUCAGAAAUUGAAAACUCAAGACACUGAACGGCAUUCUGUGCAAGUCAGUGAUUAUUUAAGGCAGUCUCGAGAGGAUCUAAGCAAAAACUCUUUGUGGAAUUCCAGGAGCACCAAAGUCAGGAGGAACUCUCAGUUGAGAAGUUCAAAUGAAGUUGACAAAAUCUCUGCCUCCUUAAAAAGCCCUCAAGAGCCUCACCAUCAUUAUUCAGCCAUUGAAAGGAAUAAUUUAAUGAGGCUUUCUCAGACCAUACCAUUUACACCAGUCCAACUGUUUGCAGGAGAAGAAGUAACUGUCUACAGGCUGGAGGAGAGUUCCCCUUUGAACUUGGAUAAAAGCAUGUCUUCUUGGUCCCAGAGAGGGAGAUCUGCAAUGAUCCAGGUGUUGUCCCAAGAGGAGAUGGAUGGUGGCCUUCGCAAAGCCAUGAGAGUCAUUAGCACCUGGUCUGAGGGUGAUGUCCUCAAGCCGGGGCACGUUUUCAUUGUGAAGUCCUUUCUGCCUGAGGUUGUGCAGACAUGGCACAAAAUCUUCCAGGAGAGCACUGUGCUUCAUCUUUGCCUCAGGGAAAUUCAACAACAAAGAGCUGCUCAAAAACUGAUCUAUACCUUCAACCAAGUGAAACCACAAACCAUUCCCUACACUCCAAGGUUCCUGGAAGUUUUCUUAAUCUACUGUCAUUCAGCCAACCAGUGGUUGACUAUUGAGAAGUAUAUGACUGGGGAGUUCCGGAAGUACAACAACAACAACGGUGAUGAAAUUGCCCCCAGCAACACCUUGGAGGAGCUGAUGUUGGCUUUCUCUCACUGGACCUAUGAGUACACUCGGGGAGAGCUGCUGGUUUUAGAUUUGCAAGGUGUUGGAGAAAAUUUGACAGAUCCAUCUGUUAUAAAACCUGAAGACAAACAAUCAAGAGGAAUGGUGUUUGGACCAGCCAAUUUAGGGGAAGAUGCAAUUAGAAACUUCAUUGCAAAACAUCGUUGCAACUCCUGCUGCCGGAAGCUCAAACUCCCGGAUUUAAAAAGAAAUGACUAUUGCCCUGGAAGGAUAAAUUCUGCCUUUGGACUGGAAAUCAAAAUAGAACCAGCUGAGGAGACUGAGGAGACUCCAGGAGGGGAAGAGGGUAGUAAUCCUCCAGAAGACCUCACACGGUUGUAAAAAAAAAAAAAAGAAAAAAAAGAAAAAGAAAAGGGAGAAGUAAGAUGAUGACUGCCCUUGCCCUCCCUUCCCUGAACUCUGUUGUAACACAGAUGUAACGUUGAUUAUGUCAGAGUCUCUGCCAGUAUGGCCUCACCUGGAGGCCUCCUGGGAUGUGCCUGCUGAGCCUCAUGUCUCUCUUGCCUAGGGACUCAUGUAUGAUGAACAGGUUCUCCUAGACAUUGACCUGUGUGCAGGGUGCUUUGCAUGUGUUCAUCAGCCUCAAGGUGCACAGGAAGAUGCUCGGAAGAAUCAGCCAGGAGUUCUCUUCCUUCAUACCUCACUGUGUUAGCUGGUCAUUUAGAGAACCCUUGCAUCAGAGACACCAAAGAGCCAGGCAGAUACAUUUAAUUUAUUUUUCUCACUGCGUGUGCAGACUUUAACCUCCACUGCUAAUCAUCACCUCACCCACAGAUUGUGUAUAUAUAUAAACGCAAACAAAGUUUCCUGACCUCCUCCUCUCUCUUUCCAGCCACAUAGGGCUUUGAAUAGAGACGGAAAGGAGAACAGUGGUGUGAGGGUGUAUUUGCACUGACUGGAGCACGCUCCAGCGCAAACUAACCAGUAAAAAGUUAGCAUCCUGGUGAAAUUUAGAUGGUUGGAGGUAUUGUCAGUGAAUUAUAUGAUACCUGGGCCUGAAAGAGAGGAAAAGGGAAAUUUAAAACAAAUGCCCUUUC
Molecule: messenger RNA, 7097 nt
Organism: Phacochoerus africanus (Common warthog)
Lineage: Eukaryota; Metazoa; Chordata; Mammalia; Artiodactyla; Suidae
Gene: TRPM6
Product: transient receptor potential cation channel subfamily M member 6
Exons: 41
Coding region: 1-6381 (2126 amino acids)
Biological process (GO): protein tetramerization; monoatomic cation transmembrane transport; protein phosphorylation
Cellular component (GO): apical plasma membrane
Molecular function (GO): ATP binding; protein serine/threonine kinase activity; monoatomic cation channel activity
Source: RefSeq, a predicted model, not a curated record